AUGAAGAAGCUCUUCUUCUUUAGAUCCGGUAAUGGAACUGAUAAACCGGCAGUGAGCGAAAAAGCAGCAGAUAGUAAGAUGAAGUCUGAACAAGAGUUCAAUAGUCCCAAGUCACAGGGUGAAGUUUCUGGUGGUCCGGCUCUUAGACGAAGCCUUUCUUUGUCCUCGGCAGGUUUCCUCUUUGAUAGGUUUGGAGAAACUUCCACGAAUGAUGUAACUAGCUCUGCUAAAAGCCACGAAAGGCAGCGGAAUCAUUCAUCUCGAUGCUUUACUCCAGAAAGACAAGUUAGAGAAAGACUGUGUGAAGCAGAAAAGUUUCAACAUGAUUCAUCUGGGAGUUCUUCGUCUUGUUCUAGUAAUGUCUCUAGUAAAGUUCUGGACCGUUAUAUUGAUGGAGAAGAGCAUUUAGAACGAUGCAAGAAGAAUAGUAGUUCCUCACACAGUGAUGUCUCUGGGAGCAUAAACCGAAGGAGGCUUCCCCCACGUGUUCAAUGGACAGUCCCUACAUCACCAUCAGACACUUUAAAUGAAAAACGAAAGUCCCAGUUAUUUAGAGAAGCUAAAGGCACCCGUCUUCGUUUAUCUUCUACCGAUUGUGUGGAAAAUGGGUUGAGAUCGCCUCGUUCGCUUGCAAGAAAUGUCAUCGAAAGACUCUCUCAGACUCAUGGAAAGUCAAAGGGAUCAAAACAUCAACCCAUCACUAUUCAAGAUGUCUACGGGGGAUCCCUUAAUAGAACGUUUUACUCAAGCUCAGAUGUUCCCGCCAAUGUAUCACUGGCUGAACAUUUCGAACCCGUGAACGAUUUUUAUGUGCAUAACGACGGAGAACACCAGCAAAACUGUUUACAUGGUAAGAACAUGUAUAGGUGUAUGGAAGAGGAAACUGACUCCGAGCUAGACAUGAAAAUCAAAGAAGCUGAGAAGAGAGUGAAAUUGUUUUCUGAAGAAUUGGAACAGCAGAAAUGCCUUUCAGACUGUGACUUUGAUGUUUCAUCUUUGGUUGGGGCAAUUAGAAAACUGGAAGAUGAGAGGGUCAACUUGGCAUUUGAAAAUGUAAGUCUUCUGCGCUCCCAAAUGGUUGAGAGGACUUCUGCGAGGGAAGAAAUUAGACGGGUGAAAUCAGAUUGGGGCUUGCAUAUACAGAGACUAGAAAAGGAGAAGAGCGAGUUACAGGCUGGAUUGGAGAAAGAGCUUGAUAGAAGGUCAGGUGAGUGGACUUCGAAGGUCGAAAAAUUCCAGCUUGAAGAGAAGAAGCUCAGAGAGCGUGUCAGAGAGCUUGCUGAGCAAAAUGUCUCACUCCAUAGAGAACUAUCGGCUUUCCAUGAAAAUGAGACAGAGAAUAAGGACAUGAUAACACAUUUGGAUAGAAGAGUUGCAGAGCUGACCACGACAACAGAUGAAUUGCAUGAAGAGAACUCUUAUCUUAAGCAAACUCUCUCCCAGUUACAAGAGAAUUAUGCAGGUGCUACAGAAGAUAAUGAUUUUUUAAGAAGGAACUUUGAAGAGAAGGAUCAAGAGUGCAGGGAGUUGCAGAAAUCUGUUGCAAAGUUUCUGAGAACCUGCAAAGAACAAGGGAAGACAAUUGAGGGACUACGAGAUAGUGUUUCCGAGGAGAGUAAGAAGCAACCGUCAGAGAAAUUGGAUCGGUUGUUGACGAAAUUGCAGAUGGAGCAAGUUAGGUUGACAGGGGUGGAGCUUUCACUUAGAAGGGAAGUAGAAUCAAUGAAGCUCGAAACUGACACUCUUCGCCAUGAGAAUAUCUGUCUGCUGAAUCGAUUGAAGGAAAAUGGUGAAGAAACAGACAUUACAACCCUUAAGCUAGAGAGUGAGAUGAAGAUGCGUGUCUGCUACUUGCAAGACCAAGGACUGUCGAUGUUAAAUGAGAGCAACCAGCUGUGUUGCAAGUUACUGAAGUUCAUCAAAGGGAAAUUAACUCAGUUUCCUGAAACCUCUCAGAAUACGGAUUCGAUGAAGGAUGGAUUAAGUGAGCAAUUUAUGAUUGAAUCUGAAAUGAAAGUCCAGGGAAUGAGGCGUGGAACUGAAAACCUGAAGAGGAGUUUGCAAACGGUAACCAGUGUGGUGGCUUCAAGUUCAGAAUCAUCUUGCUCAAGUACUUGUAGGCCUAAGGAGCAAAGAAACCAAUCCGUUGAAGAAACCCUGCAAGCCGAAUUGAGAGCUGAGACUCUAAUCACAAGUUUAUUACGGGAGAAACUGUAUUCCAAGGAACAAGAAAUCGAACAAUUGCAAGCAGAAGUAGCAGCAGCAGUACGAGGUAAUGAGAUUCUGAGAUGUGAAGUCCAAAACACUUUAGACAAUCUCUCGGUUAAGAACCACGAAUUGAAGGACCUCAAGCUUCAGAUGUUGAAGAAGGAAGAAAACAUAAACCGGCUCGAAACCAAUCUCCAGGCUGCCGCAAAAGACAUGGCGAGCUUAAAAACAGUAUUACCGAAAGUGUCUGACGAAAGAGACCAGAUAUGGAGAGAGUUGAGACAAUGUUGUGAGAAGAACAUGCUCUUGAACUCAGAGAACCAGACAUUUAAAGGGAUGAUAGAGAAACUGGAGGAGAAAGUAUUAGAGAAAGAAGGAGAGAUCACAAUACUACAUGACACAAUCGGAAACAAGCAUCUCAAUAUCCUUUCAAGUCCUGAUUUUUUGGUAUAA
Molecule: messenger RNA, 2661 nt
Organism: Arabis nemorensis
Lineage: Eukaryota; Viridiplantae; Streptophyta; Magnoliopsida; Brassicales; Brassicaceae
Source: the annotation of a GenBank genome assembly